This is a messenger RNA of Alosa sapidissima (American shad), 1323 nucleotides long. RefSeq names its product alpha-tectorin-like. The record is from RefSeq and is a predicted model, not a curated record. The coding region runs from base 214 to 1323 and encodes 369 amino acids. Lineage: Eukaryota; Metazoa; Chordata; Actinopteri; Clupeiformes; Clupeidae. The transcript is spliced from 7 exons.
GUUUUAUGGACAUCACCAUCUCUCUCUCUGCUGGGCAAGGACAUCACGUGAGCAUGUAUAUCAACUGGGUAAACAAAACAAAUCUGUAAGCUUGCUGUUGAUUGGCUGGUGACUCAACACCAAAUGCAAUUUAAGGCUUGAUCACCUGUAGUCUUUGCACCAGCUGGCAGGUUCAGGUGUUGGAAAACCAAAUUGCAUCUCCUGAGCGUAGACAUGGAGCUGAGAGGAAUAUUGUUCUGCCUUGCAGCUCUUGUCCUCUGUGGUCAAGCUUCUGUAGUUCCAGCCAUUGCACCAGAAACAGGGGUCUGCUGGGCCAUGGGGGACCCUCACUAUCGCACUUUUGAUGGCAGUUACUUCAGCUUUAUGGGUAACUGCUCUUAUAUCCUGGCCAAGAACUGCUUUGUCGACAAGACCCACCCCACCUUUGAAGUGUCUGUGAAAAAUGAGAAGAGUGGCAAAUCACUCCUCACUGCAGUUGGCGACGUCACCAUUAAAGUUUUUGACCAAGUGAUUCAAAUGGUCCGCAAUGAGAUCAGCAUGGUCCGGAUCAACUAUGAAGUAUGGAACCUUCCUGUCACCUUGAAAACACCCCAAGGAGAACUGAAGCUGGUGCAGAGUGGUCUGUCUGUGAUCUUCUGGACAGACUUUGGGCUGACCGUACAGUAUGACUGGGAGGAGUAUGUGAAGGUGACCCUGCCCAGCAGCUUCAUGAACAGCGUAUGUGGCAUGUGCGGUAACUUUGACGGCGACAAGAACAAUGACCUCGUCAAACAAGAUGGCACCAAGGCAGAAAGUGUUGAGGCAAUGGGAAGGAGCUGGAUGGUGCCAGACCAGAAAGGCGCGCAGUACUGCCAAAACCAGUGCAUCGGGGAGUGUGAAGGCUGUAGCUUCUUAAAGGACAUUGGAGCAAAUUUGUUCUGUGGUAUCAUGACCCCAAUUAUAAAUUUUCAGUUUAAGGCCUGCCAUGCUGUCAUUGAGCCUAAGGUUUUCUUUGACAUGUGCAAGUUUGACCACUGUCGAGGUGGUGACAUGAAGGACUACAUCUGUGACAUGUUGCAAGUCUACACAGAUGCCUGCCAAAGAGCUGGGGUCAACGUCCCUGACUGGAGACACAUUGCUCACUGUUCUCCUCCUGCAUGCCCAGAGCACAGCCACUUUGAAUACUGUGGAAAUGCCUGUCCAGCAACGUGUGAAGAUCCAUCUGCCCCGUCCUCAUGCAAAACCCCUUGUGUGCAAACAUGCACUUGUGACGAAGGCUAUCUCCGUAGUGGCAACAAAUGCGUACGCAAGGAGGAGUCCAGGAGAGGCCUUCUGGAGCGAUGA